Medioppia subpectinata is the source of this 342-nucleotide messenger RNA. Lineage: Eukaryota; Metazoa; Arthropoda; Arachnida; Sarcoptiformes; Oppiidae. The record is from the annotation of a GenBank genome assembly.
AUGCGUUGCAAUAAUAACUACGAUCCGUAUAAUCAGCAAUAUUCGGGUUUCAUCGGCGGUAAGUCUGAGACGGCAUUCAUACUGAUUGUGUGGUCAGUACUGAUGUGGUCCGCACUACUGAUGCUGUGCUAUACCUUUUCAACACAAAUGGCAACCGAUAUCCCAAAGACUAUUUCCAUCAGAAAUAGACAUCCAUUAAAUGGUAUAUCAGAGCCAGGAUUUGCCGGCAAAAUAGUCGCAUCGGUAGGUGUUUGGAUUUAUACUAUCAGUCGUUUACGGGUUUAGUGUAUAUUAUUUCUAUAAACUUUAUAAAACAUUGUUAGAUGUGGUGUAAAUACAAAG